AAGUUUGUGAUGGAAGAAGGUUUAACGGAGAAAAAAAAAAGGAUUGGGUUGUUUUGGAAAAUAUCAAAUGUGGGCAACGAAACUCGACCGGAACCAAUCGUUCCUUCUCUGAAGCUCUCUUUGCAAUUGAAAAUCAACAACAUACGAUACGAGAGAGGAUUCUUCGAGAGAUGAGCAGCACAAGCACUAGUUCUGCUCUUAUCCACCAUUUCCGCCUCACCACUCGCAACUUGGGUUCGCCUACAAAGCAGCGUUGUCCUUACGCUGUAACUUUCUGCAAUUCGUGGAGGGAAGCUGGACUCCGAUACUCCGUCACGCAACGCCGGAGCAAAGGCUUUGGGCCGGUGUCAGCUCUCAAUGACGACGAUUCACCAACAGAGACCACCCCCGGCGUUGGCUCUGCUGUAGAAGACAGACCACCAGAUUCAUCUGAAGAUAGAUCAAGUUCGGUCUAUGAGUUUCUGUAUCCCCGUAAAGAGGAGCUCCCUGAUGACAAAGAAAUGACUAUUUUCGACCAUCUCGAGGAGCUCCGGGAGAGAAUAUUCGUCUCUGUUUUGGCUGUAGGAGCUGCAAUCUUGGGAUGCUUCGCCUUCUCCAAAGAUCUUAUUGUCUUUCUUGAAGCUCCCGUCAAAACUCAGGGUGUACGGUUUCUCCAGCUUGCUCCUGGCGAAUUUUUCUUCACAACUUUAAAGGUCUCCGGUUAUUGCGGGCUUCUACUAGGGAGCCCAGUGAUCCUGUAUGAGAUUAUAGCUUUUGUCCUUCCCGGUCUGACACGGGCUGAGAGAAGGUUUCUGGGGCCAAUUGUAUUUGGCUCCUCAUUGCUCUUCUAUGCUGGACUUGCUUUCUCCUACUGGGUUUUAACCCCUGCAGCCUUGAAUUUCUUUGUGAAUUACGCUGAAGGUGUGGUAGAAUCUCUGUGGUCUAUCGACCAGUACUUUGAGUUUGUACUAGUGCUUAUGUUCAGCACAGGCCUUUCUUUCCAGGUUCCAGUCAUUCAGUUACUCCUGGGACAAGUAGGGGUUGUGUCGGGAGAUCAAAUGCUAUCAAUUUGGAGAUAUGUGGUGGUAGGUGCGGUGGUUGCAGCAGCUGUUGUCACACCCUCGACAGACCCUGUCACUCAAAUGCUCCUAGCAACACCGCUUCUGGGGCUCUACUUGGGUGGUGCAUGGAUGGUCAAGCUCACAGGUCGGUGAGAAACUUGGUUGUUCAGAGACGAAAAUAAAUCAUGUAUCUUGUAGAGUAUAUCACACUUUCCACCACAGUUUGGUACCCAAAGUGUUUAUCUGAAUCUUCAUCUUCUUCAUAUGUACAAAUUUAGCAACCAAAAACAGCAACAAGGUUUAAGGGGAGGGGCAUUUAUUUUCUAUUAUAUGAUACAUGAUAAUUCAGAUUUAGGAGAUGAAUGUCUAAUCUUUAGAUGCUGCGAUGGCUUUGUGGGCUGCAUUUCAUGAAACAUACAAGUGAUUCCAUAUUCAGAAGAAUGAAGAAAAUUCAAAUUGGACCAGCCGGUUGGCAUAUAUAUACAUCUUCGCGUGCAACACAUAGGCAUAGCUGAGAGUAUCAAGAGCAAGAGACCACAAUCCUGGUAACUACAAGCUGAAGAUAUGAUUAAGACGCUGCAGAGGGAAGGGGUGUUAAUCAAAGAUAGUUUACUACAUUUCAGAGUAUAAAAACCAAGAUGAUUUGAUCUUAUUUUGUAACACACUCCUCUUAACUACG
Messenger RNA from Arabidopsis thaliana (thale cress), 1719 nucleotides. RefSeq names its product Sec-independent periplasmic protein translocase (gene APG2). Lineage: Eukaryota; Viridiplantae; Streptophyta; Magnoliopsida; Brassicales; Brassicaceae. The transcript is spliced from 4 exons. Bases 171 to 1193 code for a protein of 340 amino acids. The record is from RefSeq and is marked reviewed. Gene Ontology annotation, cellular component: chloroplast thylakoid membrane; membrane.